Messenger RNA from Thlaspi arvense, 1494 nucleotides. Lineage: Eukaryota; Viridiplantae; Streptophyta; Magnoliopsida; Brassicales; Brassicaceae. The record is from the annotation of a GenBank genome assembly.
CUAAAACCUUUUUUUUGGAAUGUCUGGGGUCUUAAUGACACGGCAAAGCAACAGUCUUUUGCGCAUUGGCUGACUAGUCACCAGCCUCUUUUUGGAGCCAUUUUGGAAUCACACAUUAAAGAUCAUAACCUGAACCACUUCAUGUCUACUACUUGUCAGGGUUGGAAUAUUACCUCUAAUCACAACUCGGAUGAGGAUGGCAAUAUUAUUCUUAUUUGGAAGGAUACAGUUGACGUUACCAUUAAGCUUCUCACCCGUCAGUCCAUUACCUGCGAAGUUAAGCUACCUUAUGGGGAUCAGUUCUAUUAUAUUGCGAUUUAUGCAUCCAAUUUAACAGAAGAGAGAUCGAACCUAUGGUACCUCAAGCUUGAUAUGUAUCCGUGGUUUGUUGGCAGAGAUCUAAAUCAAAUUGUGCACCCUGUGGAGCUUUCAGAGCCUAAUGUAAACAGCCUUGAUUCACAAAUGAUGGACUUAAGAGACUGCCUUAAUCAGAUGGGAUUGUAUCAAGGGCCGCUCUUCACUUGGACAAACUGUCGGCCUUCUUCCCCAAUUGCGAAAAAGCUUGAUAGUGUUCUUGUGAACAUGCAGUUUGUCUCCAACAUUUCUCAAAGUUCAGCUGCUUUCUUUCCUCCUCUAAUCUCUGACCAUUUCCCAUGUAUACUUAAUCCAGCAGUGCCCUUGCCAACGGUGGGAACUCGUCCCUUCAAGUUCUUCAAUUACAUAACAAAGCAUAUGAGUUUCUUGCAAGUGCAAAAACUAAUCAAAGGAGCUCUAAAACAACUCAAUAGGGAUAAUUUUUCUCAAAUUCAAGUGAAGGUUCCAGAGGCUUACCAUCAGCUACAAGUAAUUCAGAUUCAGCCCCUCCAAUCUCCUUCUCCUCAUCUAUAUCUGGAUGAGCGUGCUUGCCACGAUAAGUGGAACUUCCUGCGGUUUGAUCAUGCUAUAAACCAUUUUAAGUCCAUCAUUGCCCCAGAUUGCUAUGGCCCUGCUAUCACUAAGUUGCUCCCCAGUCGGUUCUUGGAUCUGCUGCAUUACCAAUGCUACCAUGCCCAAGCUGAGAUUCUUGAAGGGUCCCUGCAUAACUUAAAGCGAAAAUUCUCGUGGUAUUCUAAUAAGCUUCUUAAGCUUAGAGAUGUGGCGUUGACCUGGAUGAAGAGAAGGGUCCGUGACAGGAAUACAACUCGGUUCUGGUCUGAUAAUUGGACUCCUUUUCGUUCCUUGCUAUCGUUUCUAGCUACACCAUGCAGGCCAUCUCGACUCGGUAUCUCCCAAAAUGCAACUAUUUCAAGUAUCUUCCGCAAUGGGUAUUGGGCUCAGCCCCCUGCAAGAUCUGACAACUUUGUUAAUCUUCAGACUUAUCUCACAACAGUGCAAUUAUCAAAGGGGGAAGAUACUUACGAGUGGGUUAUUGAGGAUAUCCCGAAAAAGCGUAUUCAACUGGCGACGUUUACAAUCAGCUUCAAGAGCUCUCACCAACUGUCCCUUGGGAUAGUA